Messenger RNA from Aspergillus chevalieri, 2382 nucleotides. It is a transcript of the gene dscA, whose product is annotated as ubiquitin-protein ligase dscA. Bases 1 to 2382 code for a protein of 793 amino acids. NCBI's taxonomy places the organism in Eukaryota, Fungi, Ascomycota, Eurotiomycetes, Eurotiales, Aspergillaceae. The record is from RefSeq and is a predicted model, not a curated record. The transcript has a single exon.
AUGGAUAACCGCGGUUCCCUCUUCUUCUUCCUGAUCAUCCUCUAUCUCCUUCUGAGUUCGCAGGGUCAUCCACCGCUAGUUGAACAGAGUCGCGAGCAUGAAAUAGAGGUCGAGAGGGAGCAAGAUGCGCUUCGCCAUCUAAACGAAUCCCGUUACGGGGACUUCAACCCCCGCGCGGACCGAUGGCUACCCUUUGCCGGUGUUCGGAAGAACGACAGCUAUGCAUGGGAUCUCCUAACGGAUGCGCAAGAUCGGGCCCGUCGUCAGCUGCAAUUUUCCAUCUCAGAUGCUGGUUUAAAUUACCCUUCUACACCUUCGAAUCUCAGCCAAAUCCGUCUGCCGGUUUAUCGCAAUGCGACGGGAAAGCUACGGGGAGACUGGGUGCGGAAUAAGCAAGACUCAAAUGCCCAGCGUCUCAACGUGACGGCUAUCGCUUCGGAGCAUGAGUAUUUUACCCACGAGUUCAGUCAGAACAUUACAGGAUCAGGCGGUGCACUUUAUUUGGACCUGCGGGACGGUGGUGGGGAAGAAUUCCGGCUCGGAGAUAGGCGCGCUCGGGAAAUUAGGGCGAGCUUGGCCGUGGAAAGCAAUGAUUACUGGGGUCAUACGUGGUAUUUGUCGUUGUUGGGAAUUCAUUAUCCCGAAACAGGGGGUAUCCUCCUCACGACCACCAGCGAGAAGUUCGGCGGAUUGUUCGCGUUGCCGCACUUUACCCUUUCGCCAGAUUCAUAUGAACUUGCACACCAGCUUCUUCUCAAGUCGUUGUCCGAUACAAUAUCUCAGAAAGAUAUUAAUCAACCGACGUUGUUCCCCUGGUCCUCGGUGGUUGGAUCCGAACAGGUCGAGUUUCCUGCACCAAGAUGCGAGCAUAUCAUUUAUCUGCAGCAACACCCGAUCACCUUCCAAAACUAUUUGGCAGAGGGGACAGUCAUUGAGCAGAUAGAGAAGGAGCUAAGAUACCCCAUCGGGGCACCGGUUCCGUCUCCUCCUCUCAUGGUCAUGUCCGCUGUGGUGUUUUCACCUGACUGUGGGUAUAUUCUUGAGACGAAAGGAGCGCCAGAUUAUCCUCCCUCAGAUGCUCUGUACCUAUCCGGCCCCAAACUAGAAGAAUAUUCCAAAUAUUCCUCCCGCCUAUUGUUCCUAAUCUCUGGUGUGUUGGUUGGGCAGAUCGCACUCUUAUUACGACAGAUCAAGGAAGCAUCUACUCCAUCGACAAGGAGUCGCAUUAGUUUUUACACUAUUGCCAUGAUGUCAUUUGGGGAUGCCUUCGUGCUAGUCUUUCUUCUCUUGGAGCUAUAUUCAGCUGUGUCGUUUCUGCUGAUAACGACGGUAUCGUUCCUAACCUUCCUUUCGGUCAGUUACAUUGGAAUGAAGUUCAUGAUGGAAAUAUGGGCGGUCCAAGCGCCUGAACGGCAAGAACAAAACCGUCGUUCCAACCAGCAGUCUUCAAACACCGCGACAGACAGCUUGCCACCGCCUGCGACUGCAAGGCGGGUGGGCGACACGGGUGCGACCCCUGUCAUUUUGACACCAGACCAAGAUCCACCUGAAGACGAAGACACACAACCGCCGAAUCGCAACGUGACACCAUCUUCUGGAAAUGCUCGGGCAGAUGUGGGGGCCAUGUACGCUCGAUUUUACCUUGUCCUCUUCCUACUGCUUAUCACUUCGAUAUGGUCUUUUCUUUGGCCGGUCCGGCUGGGAUCCAUGUAUGCUCGAACCCUGGCAUUCAUUUACCUGUCGUUCUGGUGUCCACAGAUCUAUCGCAAUGCCAUGCGCAAUUGUCGCAAGGCCUUGCGAUGGGACUUUGUGGUCGGUGAAAGUGUUCUCCGGCUCUCCCCCUUCCUCUAUUUCUUAACCGUACGAGGAAACGUACUAUUCAUCCGCCCUGAUUCAAUCACUGCGCUAGCAAUGGCCGGCUGGGUCUGGAUUCAAGUCUGGUUGUUAGCCAUUCAGGAUAUCCUUGGCCCUCGCUUCUUCGUACCCCGAGGUUGGGCGCCACCAGCAUACGACUACCACCCCAUCUUGCGCGACGACACCGGGUCUGAGCAGGAUCUCGAGUCAGGUGGCACAUUGCCAAUUGGAUCUCUGCGCGCAGAUGAAAGAGAACCCCAGGCGGAAGACAAACCUAGACCGAAAGAUCGGAAGAAGGCGGUGUUCGAUUGCGCUAUCUGCAUGCAAGAGAUGGAAGUUCCUGUGCUUGCUGCUCCGGGUGCGUCUGGGGGUAGCAGUAGUGUGACAGAUGGGGCUACGAGCAUCCUGACGAGGCGCACGUACAUGGUUACUCCAUGUCGGCAUAUCUUCCAUAGUACUUGUCUUGAGAGCUGGAUGCGGUUGAGGUUGCAGUGUCCGAUCUGUCGUGAAUCAAUUCCACCUGUAUAG